AUGGCUGCUAUUUUUGCUGGACAAAGUACGUCCACACCACCACUCUCAGCGGCACCGACAAAACCAAAGCGACGCCAGAACAAUAACAACGUCAUCUACGCCAACCCCCUUCCCAUCCUGCUCGAAACCCCGCGGUCGACGACCUCUCUCGGGCUCUUUUCUCCAACAAGGAUCGUCAACCCCAAGUUCUCAGCUAUCUAUGAUCCGAUGACACGAAGCGUGUGGGUUACGGGAAAGGGGGAUGUGCGGGUGUUGUGGGAGAGAGGAUUUUUUGGCAAGGGGAGUUUGUCACGCAGCGAGCCGACGUGGUUGACGAGAAGGGUCAUGCAGCUCAACGGGGGUGAUGUAAUGACCGCCGAGGAGAUCACUGCAAAGAGGCGAGAGCAAAGAAAGCAGUUCAAGGCUUCCCGAGCAGCUGCGAUCCAGAAGGCUGCUCAGGAGGCAGAAGCAUCGUUUUCCGCUUCGCUCGCCUCUCCGGGAUCGGCGACAUAUGACGUGCCUCUGGCUAAAGCGCCGCAUAAUGUUCCUCGUCCGACAUUUGAGCCUGCGGCAUGUAAGGGCAACGCGGAUAACCGACCGUCACGGACAGAGGAAGACGAUGGGACGAAAGGAGCCGACGGGGUCGAGACGAUUGAUGAAGACGACGUAGAGAACAUGGAGCAUCUGCAGUUGACGCUGCAGGAGGCAUUCUUCCUUGCAUGGGGGCUAGAUUGUCUGCGAAUACUGGACACUGAAUCGGGUCAAUACCUCUCCCUGCAAACCCUUUGGUCGCUCUGCCUCUCCGCCUCUGCUUCUCCCAAUCCCUUCCAACCCGCAGCACGAGCCGCGUCCCACCGCAUGGACAACCCUUUCCUCAUCAAUUAUAUUGUUUAUCAUCAUUUCCGUUCCCUGGGCUGGGUUGUCCGAGGCGGGAUCAAGUUCUGUGUCGAUUACCUGCUGUACAAGCGCGGUCCGGUGUUCACUCAUGCCGAGUUCGCCGUUGUCAUAUGUCCGGUAUAUGAAGAUCCGGAGGAUGCUGUCUCUUGCCCCUUCUCCAGCAUGAGUACAGAGCCAUUCACAUGGUCCUGGUUCAGCACUAUCAGUCGUGUCAAUACUCAAGUGAAGAAGACGGUCAUCCUUGCGUAUGUGACUAUCCCUGCGAUGACCCGGACCAACGGUCGGACGUUGGACGGGCCGGGGUGUUUGGGGAUGUUCAGCGUCAGAGAAGUGGUUAUAAGGAGAUUUGUGCCGGCUAGAAUGCGAGACUAA
This is a messenger RNA of Dacryopinax primogenitus, 1248 nucleotides long. RefSeq lists its product as uncharacterized. Lineage: Eukaryota; Fungi; Basidiomycota; Dacrymycetes; Dacrymycetales; Dacrymycetaceae. The coding region runs from base 1 to 1248 and encodes 415 amino acids. Gene Ontology annotation, cellular component: tRNA-intron endonuclease complex. The transcript has 4 exons. Gene Ontology annotation, molecular function: tRNA-intron lyase activity; nucleic acid binding. The record is from RefSeq and is a predicted model, not a curated record. Gene Ontology annotation, biological process: tRNA-type intron splice site recognition and cleavage; tRNA splicing, via endonucleolytic cleavage and ligation.